AUGGCGAGGGCGCGCGGCGCGCGCGGCGAGGGCGCGGUGGUGACGCUGGACGUGGACGCGUUCGAGACGCUGGCGACGCGCUCGCGCGAGCCGUGGGUGGUGUCGUUCACGGGGAGCUCGGAGAAGUGCGCGAUCUGCGGGGAGGUGUCGCGCGAGUUCGAGAAGGCGGCGAGGGGGGCGGGGGAGAAAUUGAGGGUGAAUUUCGGGAGCCUGGACGUGACGAGGGAGGGGGUCGAUCUCGAGCGGUUGGGGAGGCUGACGCGGUUGACGACGAUUCCCGCGGUGAGCGCGUACCCGACGUUCGCGACGUUGAAUCCGUACGACGCGCGGCGGUCGGCGAAAAUGCCGGUGAAUUAUCCGAUUUCGCGAGAAGACGGUCAGGUUGGGGACGUGCGGGCGAAGGCGUUCGCGGCGUUCGCGGAAAACGCUUUGCCGACGCACUUGGUGAAUCGCGCGAGCGCGACGGAGGACGCCGAGCGCUUCGCGAGCGCGGCGUCGAUUCGCGCGGCUUUCGGUGGCGACGUCACGCUGCCGAUCGCUGUUUUAUUGACGAACAAACCGUCGACGUCGGCGUUGUUGAAAUCCAUCUCUCACGCUCUCGAGGGUCGCGUGCGCUUCAUCGAGGCGGUGUACGAGGGCGACGUCGCGCCGCAGUUGCCCGGCGCUCCCGAGGACGCGCGACUCGUCGUGUACCCGACCGACGUUUCUGCGACGCCGAUUCCCUUUGAGAGCGCGUCGAUGAAGCGCGAAGUGGUUUUGGAGUUCUUGACCGAGCACGCCGGACCGGAGGUGGAGUUGAAGAUGGAAACCAUCGACGCGACGCCGAAAAAGGAUGGGCAAAAACAAGACUUUUCGACGUCUCUUUUCAAGCCUGCGCUCGCGAAAGAUUUCGAAACCGACGUGCUGUCGAAUCACAAGCGUAUUCAGGUGGUCGCGUUCACGAAGGCUAGCGACGAGUGCGUCGAACUCGUCGACGCCUUACCCAAAAGUUUCCACGAGUACGAAGGCGUCUUUGAUUUCCGAGAAGUCAUCGCGCGAGACGACGACGAAGCCGCACGGGCUUUGGUGACGAAAUUCGGAUUGUUCAAGUCCAAAGAUAAGUGUGCGGAAUUGGUCAUGUUCCCAUCGACCGAUGACGAAGACGACGAUCGCGAUCCGAUCGUUUUCAAGCCAUCGGUCGCGACUAUUGAAGGCUUUGCUCCCGACGCCGUCGGGCGAUUCUUUCUCGACAACGUCGUCGACACCACCAUUCCUGUCACGGCUAAGAACAUCGACAGCGCGUUGUUUGGCGUCGCGUCCAUGGCGCCCAAAGUAUUGCUGUUCGCCGAUGAGAGCGAUGAGACGUCUCGAAAGGUGCUUCACCUGAUGUCUGCGGUGCAGAAAGAUUUCAUCUACGGCGUUACGUCGGACACCAGCGAGGCGUUGACGGAGCAGUUCCAGAUCAAGACUCGACCCGCGCUCGUCGUGGUAUAUCGCGAAGCCGAUAAAAACUCCGACGAAGAGGGUGGCAUGCGCAUGUCGGUUCAAAAGUACCCCGUCGAACAGUUGAUGACGCCCAUCGUCAACUCGUGGUUGCAGCAGAUUCGAGACCACGUCAUCGGCGUCGACAAGGACGCACUGGUCUCGAUGCCGAUGACCGUGGAUACAUCGGCGGCGCUCGACGAACAAUGCGCGGCAAAAGGUGGUUUGUGCGUCGUGGCGUUCAUCAAAGACGACAACGCGGAGCACAAGAAGAUUAUCCACGCCGUCGCCAAGGCGCUGUACGGCAAGCCGUAUCAUUUCGCCAUCGUCGAUCCGACCAAGCAGCGCACAUUCUCGAGCGUCUUCGACGUGAACAAUCCAGUGGAUUAUCCCACUGUGACUGUACUGGCGAUGCGCACGUCGCGUUACGCCACGCACAAGGGCGCUUUCGACGAGAUUGCAGUUCGAGACUUUUGUACAGACAUUCUCGGCGGCAAGGUGAAGACGUGGAGGUUUCAAGAGAUGCCGAAGCUGGUCGAAGGUGGAGAGACGGUGGAGGAAAUCGUCGAGGAAGAAAUCGUCGAGGAAGAAUUCGAUUUGAGCGAUAUUAUGAGCGAGGAAGUCGAAGGCGAGGCCGCGCUGUCACGUGAGGACCUCGCCCAGAGAGCGCAGGAGGAACUCGAGACGCAGGCGCGCCUCGACGCCAUCUUAGCGGAGGAGGCGAAGCUCAAAGAAGAGGCUGCCAAGAAGGCGAAAAAACGCAGAAGAAAGAAGAAGAAGAGCAAAAAGUCCGAGCUCUGAUCGUACCGUUAUUCAAUACGCGAAAGCGCGAAACAAU
Ostreococcus lucimarinus CCE9901 is the source of this 2299-nucleotide messenger RNA. RefSeq lists its product with no specific name. The record is from RefSeq and is a predicted model, not a curated record. The transcript has a single exon. Bases 1 to 2262 code for a protein of 753 amino acids. NCBI's taxonomy places the organism in Eukaryota, Viridiplantae, Chlorophyta, Mamiellophyceae, Mamiellales, Bathycoccaceae.